Messenger RNA from Oncorhynchus kisutch (coho salmon), 7970 nucleotides. Its product is annotated as INO80 complex subunit D-like. Lineage: Eukaryota; Metazoa; Chordata; Actinopteri; Salmoniformes; Salmonidae. The transcript is spliced from 10 exons. Gene Ontology annotation, cellular component: nucleus. The record is from RefSeq and is a predicted model, not a curated record. The coding region runs from base 338 to 3382 and encodes 1014 amino acids.
UUCCAAUAUGGUAGAGAGGUUGUUGUUGGACUGUGGACUGUUGUCAUGUCCCCGCAGUGCCUGUAGUGGUGCUGUGAGGAGUCUGCUGUGGACUAAUCUAAAAUCCUCAGCAGCUCCCACCUGCUAAUGUUUGCUGUGGAUAAUCUACAUUUACAUGCAUCAGUAUUUUCAAUGAUAUUGCAUUCAGAUAGGAGCAUUAUUAGUUACCUAAAAUAUCGAAUAUCGAUGCACAAAUAGGCGAGCUGGUUGUAAUAGGCACUUCUACUCUAUCAGGAGCGAAUACCUUACACAGCCUAUACAAAUUGAAGCUGAUGUUCUCAAGGACCAGAGUCACGUGAUGUAUGAGGGCAAACACAUCCACUUCUCGGAGGUGGACAAUAAGCCAUUGUGCUCAUACAGCCCAAAGCUCUGCAAGCAGCGCAGACUCAAUGGCUAUGCCUUCUGUAUCCGUCAUGUCCUGGAGGAUAAGACCGCUCCCUUCAAGCAAUGUGAAUAUGUGGCCAAGUACAACAGCCAACGAUGCACCAACCCCAUCCCCAAGUCUGAGGACCGCAGAUACUGUAACAGCCACCUCCAAGUCCUUGGCUUUAUCCCCAAGAAGGAGCGGAGGAAGAAACACAAUGCAUUGGAGGAGAUGCGCUCAACACCUCACCUGGAGUCAGUGGCUCUUAACAUAACUGUGCCCUCGCUAGCUCUGAAGGCCUCCAAUGGCCUGGACGAGCUGCCACCCUCUCCACCCUGCAUCCGUCUGCUACCCCUCCCAGAUGGGGAGCUCCUGGACCCUUUUGCCUUCUACGAGGAGGACACUGAUGGGGAAGAGGGCCCUCCUCAGAAGGGCUCCACCGUCAGGAAGAAACUACACAGUCGACUGGUGCUCAGCCAGAAACUCCAGCUCCCCCAUCACGACAAUGCCCUCCUCCAACCACCUCCGGAGCACUUUAGCCCCUCUCCUCUUACCUGUGUGCACCGCUCUUCACCCCUCCAUCCUCAUCUUCCCUGUCAGCAGCAGACAGGACUCCUCCAGCCCUCCACUAUACCUUCGUUUGUCCUCCCUGGACAGCUGCAGACAGGACUCCUCCAGCCCUCCACUAUACCUUCGUUUGUCCUCCCUGGACAGCUGCAGACAGGACUCCCCCAGCCCUCCACCAUGCCCUCGUUUGUCCUCCCAGGACAGCUGCAGGGUUUAUUAUGUAAGCUAGCUCCACCUCAGAUUCCCGCCUUUCUGCCUGUCGGACUGCCCCCCAACACAGCUCCCAGUCCGCUGCAGUCCUCCUGUCCCCCCCUCGGCAGGAAAGCUCUGUUCACUGCCACGCACUUGCCAUCCAGUAGCUGGGACAGCACUCAGCAUCAUUUGGUGGCCAUGCGUCCGGCUGCCUUCUCACCUCCCCUUGCCUGCAUGGCAAGGUUACAGCAUCUGGUGCAGCUCUGCACCCAAAGACAUCAGGAGCACGGAGACCUCUUCCAUCAUCUAGGGUUGGACUGGUCUGAAGACAGUUCAGAGGAUGAUGAAGUGGAGGCAGAGAGAGUUCCACCCUAUCACAAUGCCUGGAGACUACAGGAAGGACACCUGCAGGAUGUCUCAGAUGAAGAUGCUGGCAGCUCGCGGAGAACGCGGCUGGCUCGGCUGUGCUCAUACCUCCAGGAGAAAUACAAGCACCUGUGCAGGCAGGAGAGGGCUACCAUGCGCCAGAAGAAAUACCACUAUGCCUUCCGCAAAGCCCUGCUGCACGCCGCCAGUAAAGACCCUGACUGUGCUGGCCAGUUGAUUCAGAAGUUGCACAAGGUCUCCCAGACCUCAAGUGCGCCAGGGCAGCAGGAGACGGGAAUCUGCACUGGAAGCACCAAGGGCCAGGCAUGUAGCAGCCGAGCUCUACCCUUCACCCGACACUGCUUCCAGCACAUUCUGUUGAAUCGCUCCCAGCAGCUCUUCUCCAGUUGCACAGCCAAAUUUGCAGAUGGACAACAGUGCUCCAUUCCUGUGUUUGACAUCACGCAUCAGACACCGCUCUGUGAGGAGCAUGCCAAAAAGAUGGACAAUUUCCUGCGUGGAGACGGUAACCGAAGAGUGCAGCACCAGCAGCAGCAGCAGCGAAAGCCGCGUAAGAAGACCAAACCGCCUGCACUCACCAAGAAACACAAGAAGAAGAGGAGGAGAGGGCCGUGGCGGCCCCAGAAGCCCAUCCCGCCGGCGCUGCCCCAGGGGAACCUGGGAAUGCCUUCCUCCUCCAGCCUGACCAUGCCCACCCAGGCCAACAUCAGGAGUCCCUCGACGCCUGAACUGAGCACCGAUGAACUUCCCGAUGACAUCACCAAUGACAUGUCAGACAUUCCAAACGACCUCGAGCUGAACCAGGAGGAUUUCUCGGACGUGUUACCCAGGCUCCCCGAUGACCUUCAGGACUUUGACUUGUUUGAAGGUAAGAAUGGGGAGCUGCUUCCCACCACAGAGGAGGCAGAGGAGCUGGUGCGUGCACUACAGGCUGGGCUGAUGGGCUCCUACCCAGACUCCCUGGUGUGCCUGACCUCCAUGGCGGAGAUGGCGCAGGCAGAUGGCGUGGACCACCGGGCCAUGGCAGCAGUGUUCCCUGGGCCAGGGGUCCAGCCGGGGGGGAUGGGGGACCUGCUCAAUGGCCGCAUCCCCGUAGAGAACUUCUCCAAUCAGGAGCUGGAGGACAACCUGCUGCACUCUGCUGGUGGCCACUUCUCCCCCUCGGUGUCUCCUCAGCAGCCCCCUGCCCAAGGCCAGACUCCUCCCUCGGGACCCAGCCUCACCUCCUCCACCCGCACAGUCCCCAGGACACACCCGCCCCACAUCUUGGCCAAGCCGGAGGCGCCCACAUCGUCUCUGCAGGGCAGCCAUUACUGCAGCGAGCAUGUACCAUCCCCUUACAACGACCACAUGUCCUCUACCCACGCCACCUCCUUUCAGACUGACUCUCCUCUCCUGCUGGAGGUACCAAGUACCCCACGCUCCUCCUGGAACAACCUCCCCCUGGCCCUCACUGACCCCACACAGUUCGGCAACCUCAUCAGACCAGAGGGCCACCUCGUAUCCACCUCUCUGUCCACUCCCCCCUCCUCCCACUCUGUGACCCUACAGCCCAUGGCUGCCCUCUCAGCGUUGCCCCAGAGCGGCUUGACGGGCUUGACUGCGCUCCCCGCCCGCUCGCCACCACACGACCUCUUGAUUUCCACCCUUCCCAAGCAGCAGCUCCCUCAGUUCAGUGCUGCCUUCGGCCACCAACUGGCAUCCCACAGUGGCAUCCCCAAGGACGUGCAGCCCAGUCACAGCUCCACAGCGCCCCCCACUGGCUUCUCCAUAGCUAGUGCCACCGCUGCAAGUGCCAACAGUGCAACGCCCCCCUUUCCACACAGUAACUAGAGCAAGCCGUGCACAGUACAAUGGCUGUAGGUCAAACCGUGGACUCUAGAAACGUAUUCACCCAGUGUCCAUUCAUUUCCCUUCUGCUUCAAGUGUGCAAUGUGGUAACGGACCUAACGCUUCACUGUUCUAUUGGAAUUUGCACAACCUCAGAUAUUCCUUAACCGUGUAAUGAUUUGGUGGUAAUAUAGCCAGUUGGCCACCUGAAAGGGUCCAGUGGUUUGAUGUAAAUGCAGCUCCAGAGUUUCGCCAGCAGGGGGCAGAGUGUGUGUGUGUGUGGAGGGAGGUGGUUCAGUAGAAACAUCAAAUGUUAUUUGUCACAUGCUUGGUAAACAACAGGUGUAGACUAACCGUGAAAUGCUUACUUACGAGUCCUUUUCCAACAAUGCGGAGUUCAAGAUACAAUAGAAAUAGUGACACGAGGAAUACAUGGAUUGAUGUGGGGGAACAUUGAAGGAUUAUUUACAUCAUAGUGAAAACAACAGUGCUAGAGAAUACGGAGACAAAGCGUCAAUCAAUGGUCAAUAAAAAAAAUAAAAAAAAUAAUAUUGCCAGUUUAGUCGUCGUCUGACAUCCAUCAACAACACUCCCCUGCGUAUUAUUUGGACUGUGAAGCUAAAACUUUUAAAUUGGCUCUAUACUCCAGCAUUUUGGAUUUGAGAUUAAAUUAGAAACAAAAGCACUAUGUAUCUAGACUCCGAUUUGAAUGUGUCAUAAGUAUUUGGAUUAAUUCACUUGUGUAUUAAAGUAGUCAAGUUUAGUAUUUGGUCCCAGUUUCCUAGCACACAUCAAGCUUGUGACUCUGCAAACUUGUUGGCUGCAAUUUAGUUUGUUUUGUUGAUGUUUCAGAUUAUGUUGUGCCCCCAUAGAAAUGAAAAGUAAAUCUUGUAUAGUCACUUAUAUAUAAAAAUAUACAGAAUGUUUCUAAACACUUCUACAAUAAUGUGGAUGCUACCAUGAUUAUGAAUGAGUCGUGAGUAAGUUCGAGGCACAAAGUUUAUACUCCCAAGACAUGAUAACCAUGUUGGAUGCAUUAGCAUUUUAUAUCAUACCCACAAGACAUGAUAACCCCUCUCCAUUACAGGAUGUUAGCUUUUUUUGGUGUGCGUAUGAUAUUUAUGCCUCUAACUUUCUCACUCAUUAUUCAUGGUAUUUUAUUUUACCUAUAUUUAACCAGGCAAGUCAGUUAAGAACAAAUACUUUCAAUGAUGACCUAGGAACAGUGGGUUAACUGCCUGUUCAGGGGCAGAACAACAUAUUUGUACCUUGUCAGCUCGGGGAUAUGAACUUGCAACCUUUUGGUUACUAGUCCAACGCUCUUACCACUAGGCUACCCUGCCGCCUCCACAUUUAAUGUAGAAGUGUUCAGAAACACAAGUCACUCCAAAAUGACACUGCAUUAUUUACCAUUUUAAUAUUAAUGGGGCACAAAAUAAUCUGAAACGCAAAUUUUAAAUGCAUCCAACAAGUUUGUAGAGUCACAAGGUUGAUGUAAUCCUUGCGUGCUAGGUUACACCUUUUGACUACUUUAAUACACAAGGGGAUUUUUCCAGAUACUUAUGAGGGGCACUAGAUACAUGACGUGUUUUCAUUCCUAAACGGUAAAACGGAUGUGUGUGAAUGUAUCCUCAAAUUCAAGGUUACAUUCUGUUGCCUCAUACGAAUCCAAAUCCAAAAUGCUGGAGUAUAGAGCCAAAUUUAAACGUUUUCUCCUCACUGUCCAAAUAAAUACGUAGGGUAGUGUAUCCUGCCUGGCUAUGGUCAUUGCAUGGGUUCAUCUGUUCCAUUCACUUUUUUGAAAGAGAUUCUAAGGUAGGUCCUUGUAUGCGGGUGACCCAUUGUGAAGCAACAGAGUAAAUGGCUCCGCCAUCUUACCAUGAUGUAGUCUAGUCCUCCAUCACUUAACAGAGAAUUUGGCCAAACCACUUUUAAACAGCGUUUUAAUUUUAAUAUAUUGUGUAUAUAUUUGCUCUAUUAUUGGGUCACUCAGAAACGUAAAAGAUCGAUUGACCUCACCAUUGUGGGACUCCUUAUGGGUGACCUAUUAGCCACUUGAAGGUAAAUUGUGUUACUUGAAGCAAUAAACACAUUGGCACACACUCUUGUCACAGUAUUGAAUUGAAUCUCCACUUUAUGUAUCUUCACUAUGUAAUCCAAACCGAUGUGGAACAGAUAUGUUUGGGCCUGUGUAACUCUCUGUGACAUAAACCGUUUGUUCUAAAUCAAAUCUGAACUGUCUGAGUAGAGAGAGACUGUAACUGAUCAUUGAACAGGAUGCUUCUCUUAGGUCAUACUGAGUAGUUAUUGCAAGGGGCCAAAUCCAUGGGCUCGGGUGUCCACAACUCUCCAUGGUGCUCUUGCUAUAUAAUGGCAUUUUAAAAGGACAUUCAAGGAUAUGGUCCCAUCUAGAUAGAAACUACUUAAGGAACCUGGGGGGGUAAACACUGAGUAUACCAAACAGUAGGACACCUUCCAAAUAUUGAGUUGCACCCCCCCCCCCCCCCUGUCUCUUUUAACUCUCAGAAUGGCCUCAAUUUGUCAGGCAUGGACUCUACAAGGUGUCAAGCGUUCCACAGGGAUGCUGGCCCUUGUUUGAUGUCCUUUCGAUGGUGGACCAUUCUUGAUACAUGAGAAGCUGAGCAUGAACCUAGCAGUGCUUCAGUUGACUCAAACCGGUGCACCUGGUACCUACUACCAUAACCCCGUUCAAAUACACUUACAUCUUUUGUCUUGCCUAUUCACCCUCGGAUUGUGUACGUGUGCCAUUCAAUGUCUCAAUUGUUUUGAGGCUUAAAAAAUCCCGUAACCGGUCUCCACCCCUUCAUCUACACUGAUUUGAAGUUGAUUUAACAAGUCACAUCAUUAAGGGAUCAUAGCUUUCACCUGGUCAGUCUGUCAUGGAAAGAGCAGGUGUUCCUAAUGUUUUGUCCACUCUGUAACUCCCUCAGUAAAGGACCAGAAAGUCAUCUUUCACUAGUCUAGCAGUGUAUAUGGAUACGUAGGAUGGGUAUAUGGACAUGUGAAAUGAUGCCCCCUUGUUUUAGCAUCUUAUCUGUUUUGUGUGGUAGUGUGACACCAUUGGUGUAAACUGGUGCAAUGAGCAUUUCUGAGGUAUAGAUAGCACUGUUUGUUGUACUAAAUAAAUACAUAUUCUCAGGUGCAUUAAGGUUAAUGAAGCAUGGGUCUAAAUGUUAACUGUUAAGGAAUGAGGAUGGAAUUAACCAGACAACUCUGCCCUGUCUGGUUUUAAACUCUACAGUAGUAAAUCAUGGAUUUUAUUUUUUAUUUUUUAUUUUUUAGAAACGGAAAGUCUACUCAUUGUUAAGUAUUAGAUAUAUUUAUAGGGUUGAGGUCUCUACAGUUUUAGGUUUUAUUGUGAGUUAAUGAGUGGCAAUGGAUUGAAAAAUGAAGUCAGUCUUUUGUGAUGCGCUUGAUGGAAACUUUUUGUGGAACACCCCUUGUUUUAAUGGCUAUCAAAACUCUCGUAGUUUCUCUUCAAAGUGAAAUGAUCGAUUGUUUGUGUACAUUGUCAUUUAGCUAACCAAACUGGAAGAAUGUCUAAUGUGAGACAGUAUUUUUGAUAGUUAUUAAACUCUGGCAAGUAGUUGCUGCUGAAAGACCGGGGUUGCAUGGCGAGACAACUUUACAGCUGAGUGAAAGGCCACAACAUUUCUCCCUUUAUUGUGAUUAGCAGAUCUCUUGGUAGCAGUAAAUCCAGCCAUAGCAUAAUUUUUUUCUCGCAAGUAUGUAUGUAUGUAUGUAUAUAUGUAUAUAUAUAUGUAUAUAUAUGUGUAUAUAUAUAUAUGUAUAUAUGUGUAUAUAUAUGUAUAUAUAUAUGUAUAUUGCACAUAACAGCACCCAUAUUCAUUUUGGAUUUGGAACACACCCCUGACCUGCUCUAAACAGCACUGUGGGAGGCCAGAUACUCCCAGUAAGCAUCGUGCCUUUUGUCAUGAUACGAAAAACGAACAGCUGCCAUUAACUGCACACACACUGCUUAGAACCGAGCAGGCCCCACUUCCAACUGUGAGAAGGCCUAGUUAUUUCAAAGAGACAGACAUUACCAGAGCAGAUGCUUCAAGUUUCAGUUUCUUUUUUGCUUGACCACAGCAUUGUUCCUAGAUGUACAGCCCCUAGGAAAUAGGUGGGCUGGAAUGUUUUCUUGAAUUUUCGCAAGCAAGGCGACACUGCUGUAUUCACAAAGCAUGAGAUUAGAAUCAUUGCAGUUUGACUCCUCACCAACCAUAUAGAACAAACUAAGCAGGGCUCUGUAGGCACUCGUAACUGCUUGAAAUCUGAGAGAUGGCUGACAAAUUCCUAUACUCAUUGAAUGUACUGUAUUACUGUUUUUAAAGAUGAUAAGAUGAGCUAAUAAUAAUCUAGUCACCUUUUGUUAUCGGUCCUUGUAUAAUUUGUCUAAGCAAUUUUUUUUGUAUACAAAGGUUUACAUUUUUAUGUAUAUUUUUCUUGUGUACAAAUGAUGUAAUAUGUGUAUAAACACUGUAUGGAAUGUGUAUAUAGUGUGAUAAAAUGUGAUCUUUUGUUUUUGGAUGUAUAAAUAAACCUUGCUGUGAGGUAUUUGCUGUCA